CAGGGGUGCGCGGCCACAGGGGCAGGGACAGGGACAGCACCCCGGGGCAGGAGUGGGGCGGGUCUCGGCAGUCUCCAUGCCCAGCACUGGGCUGAGCGCUGAGUCCCACCUGAGUCAGAGGGGCAACGGGGAACGGAGGGACCAAAGGACGGGGUUUACACGGGUCUGGCGUCCGGCUGGUCCAGCUGCCGCGGGCCCAGGCAGGCUCAGCAGGGCCUCGAUGGGCGGGGGCUGAAUUCUGGCAAGGGAUUCUGAGAACACAGGUCACACACCCCGGGUCCCUUCUGCACACCCCAGGCCAGAGAGGAUCCUGGCUGCGUCCACCAUCCUCAGGCCCCCCACGGUUCACCUGCCUCCUGACCCAGGCUAGGCAGCUCAUCUGAAAGAGGGUCCCCAGCUCUGCCCCUGUGGGCACAUGACUUACUCUGAGCCUCAGUUUCCUCAUCUGCAGGAUGGGGAGAACCGUACCCAGUCACAAGGCUUUGUGGGAACCAGGGUGGCCUGGCACACCUGGCAGCCCGGCUGGACCACCCAGAGGACCCGGUGACCAACUCGCCUGCUCUGACCUCUGGUGUCAACCCACUGCGUGGCCUUGGACCAGCCCUGCUGUGUGCAGGAGUGGACCAUGCGGCCGCCAUAGCGGAAGGGGAACCUGCAGGGCUGCCCGGCCUCGGUGAGCACUGCUAGAGGAGACACAGGGGUCAAGGGUUCCCGCGCUGGUCACCUCCCAACCCCCAUCACAUACCGCACUCCGCCUACACGUCCCCCGUGUCUGCUGCCCAGCUCACCCUGCCUGAGCCAGCCGUCCCCUCUGGCCUCAGCCAUGCUGGUCCUGGGCCUGACAAUGUCCUCGAGUCUCAGCUACGACGCCUCCUCCAGGAAGUCUUCCAGGAUGACACGGCAGGAAGGGACCUGGACCCCCACAGCCCCAGCUUCCGGUCCCUACCUGGCCACAGGGCUGGCCAUUGUCUAUUUACGGAGUGCGAGCAGAAACUGAGUGGGCACCCAGCUUGGCACGCGGGCCGUGGACGCUGACCUCGGGACCUGACGCUCGCGCUGCUGGGACCGAGGACUCACACCGCCACCCAGCCAGUCCUCCCCGGGACGGGAAAUGCCCACCAACGCCCAGCAAUGCCCAGAGUUUUGCUGGAAACCAAACAGGUUAACAGUGGGGAAGGUGGCCAGGAUUAGGACCAAAUGCACGGCAGGCUACACUGGAAGGCUGCGUCCCGCGGCGGAGGCUCUGUGCCUGGGCCCCGCAGCCAUUCAAAGACCUCCAUCCCUCGGACGCAUCGGGCACUCACAGGUCUCUCCGUACGAGGGUGCUGGGGACCGAGGGCCAGGGUGCAGGCGCAGCACGGCUCUGAGGGGACCCUCCGCACAUGGGGACGCAUUGCGGGCAGCCCCCCACCUGCCCCGGGCUGCAUGGCCCAGAUGCGGCCCCGGUUCCCCACCCCAGGGUCCGGCGGCAUCAGCACGCUGUGUCUCUUGCCCUGCUCGGAGGGGCCACGGUGGCCACCACCUAGGAAACAGCUCACAGCAGCUAGAAUCAGCAGGAGGUCUGGAUGAAACCAGCCCUCUGGACCCCGAGGAUAUAGAGUUCAGCGCCGGGUCCAGACGCGCGCUGGCCCAAGGGUGUCUGCAGCGCCCUACGCUGGCUGCGGAACCUUGGGUCCGGUUCUGCGUCACAAAGGUGGACUCAAGGUUCACAGGACGAGCACAGGAUCCGUCCGGCGAGCCCAACGUGGAGGCCGUCCCACCGAGGGCCUCGCACGGCAAGCGGGCACCGCACAGGAGGAGCGGAGGCCCUUCCCAGCUCCAGGAGGACGCGGCCAAUCACAGACCCUCACGGUCCCCCCCGUCCUCCCUGUUUAGGACACCCACGGAGCCAAGCUUCCAGGGUCCCCACCUGGGCUCCUACUCACCGGGGACAACCAGUGCACGGGGGGGCACCAACGGCGACGCACCCCGGAAAUGCAAGAACUCGCUGAUCACGCUGCCCACGCUGCCAGGCCACAGGUGGGAAGGCCGAGCCCCGCACUGGGUAAGCCACGUGGGCCCAAUGCCCCAAGCCCGGAAUGUGGAGCUGGAGAAGCCCGGCGGGAGCUUGGAGGAAAAGGCUGGACAGAGGGCAGCCAGUGAGCCGGGGCUCUGGGUUUACAGGGAGCGAGUCAGAGGGAUCCGGCCCAGCCAGCUCACCCACCACCGCCUGGCACCCCAUCCUUCUUCCACCCGGCCCCCGACCCCGGCACUCUCAGGGAGGGGAGAGCCGUGGCCCCGAGCGCUCCAUCCCAGCCCCUCACGGUGUCCCCACUGUCACACCCAGCCUCCCGGUGGAGCUUGAUACUGCCGCCCUUACACAGCUGUGUCUGCGGGUGUGCAUGAGGCGCUCAAGAACGUCUGCUGAGUGAAUGGUCUGCUUUCGAAAGCCAGUGUAAAGUAAACCCAAUGAAUUCCAUUAAAAUGUGCAAUGUUUUCCCUGGUUAAAAUACACCUGUAGUUUUCUAAAGAGGAAACAGAUGUUCAAGUGAGAAAGGAAAGCGCUUUAAACCAGUCCAAUGAA
This is a messenger RNA of Mesoplodon densirostris (Blainville's beaked whale), 2563 nucleotides long. RefSeq names its product collagen alpha-1(XXVII) chain-like. The transcript has 7 exons. The record is from RefSeq and is a predicted model, not a curated record. Lineage: Eukaryota; Metazoa; Chordata; Mammalia; Artiodactyla; Ziphiidae. The coding region runs from base 1112 to 2344 and encodes 410 amino acids.